AUGAGCCGGGCCAGUGCUAAAGGAGGGGCCAAGCGCCGUAAGAACAAGCGGGGUGGUGGAGGCGGGGACCACAGGGCCAUAAGCAGUGGCAGGGGCAGCCCAACUGCCAUGCUGGGCAGCUCCCAGGACACUGUCGUUGGAGUCCCAGGUGCCACAAUGGCGGCAAACAGACCCCUCGGCGUGAGCGAGCCUGUGGGCAGCGCCGCUUCUGGAGGCUACUUGGAGACUUCCUUUAACUUUGGGGACACUCGAAGAACUCCACCUUCCGCCACUGUUGAUUACUGUGUUCUGUGCAGAACCGAGCGUAAAGAUUCUUCUUCCCUAGAGAGUGGGAUUAAGGUUGCGAGGAAAUUGGGCCUUUUCAUGGCUCCCAUGGGCAACAGUGAGCCAUACCAGACUCUGUGGGUGUGUCUGCACUGCCAGUGGACCUUAGAGAAGUUGGGGAUUUAUCGCGGCUCAGACCAGUCAGCACCGGGCCAUGACGACCCUGACCAAGGCCCUCGUAGUGAAUCCCCGGAAGGGGCAAGUGGCGGGAGGCUGCCCCGACCCUCAGAGACCCCACGUUCCGUUGAGGUCUGCAAGGAGCCCAGAGCGAUCUCCCCAGAGUUAGACCCCGAGUCGCAGCAGCUGCAGGACUACUGGGCGGAAGUGCGCUACCUUGUCCGCGGCAUAUACCGCCAGGCAGGGACCACGCUGAUGCCCGACAAAGAGUGGGUGAAGGAGCUCAUAGAUAGACUCUGUAAGUCAGACCCCUCCCAGCUAUACCAGCGGUUGGAUCAACAAGCACGAGAUUACCUGCUGGAGAUGAAGAUCGGCCUCCUGCGACGGCUGUCAACCUCAUCCGGAGUGCCAUCCUGCCUGCAGAAUCCUGUGCAAGCCUACCAUUUCAUCUCCCUGCUCCUCAAGGAGUAUGGCACCUUCUGCCAGGCGGCACGCACCAUCAGCACCUUCCUCACCACUCUAGAAAAUAAACACUUGACUGUGUUCCAGGUGACAUGGGAACUGCAUAAUAAACAUCUGUUUGAAAAUCUGGUUUUUUCAGAGCUCCUUCUACAGAGCAACUUGCCAGCACUGGUGAUGCAAAUCAGGCUGGGAACUACAUUGCAAGACACCUGCAGCAGCGACUUAUACAGCGCCUUGCUGCAACAGUACCAGUACUUUGAGGAAGAGAUGCACAGUGUUGCCAAGGAGUGGUUGGAGUGCCAGAAGCGGGUCACUGUCUACAUCAAGGAGAAGUUAACCGUUAGGAGAGUGGGCGCUGGUGAGAAUUUGACCAGUGCCAUGAGGCAUGUGCUGUCAUCACCUGAUCGCAGCUCACACAUCCUUAUUGGUAGCAUCAUGGACCCUCCCACCCCCAGCAACACCCACGUCUGCCAGCUGCCACACCAAACGGGUUCUUCUGCUCCUGACCGUCUCUCUGAGAGUCACCUGCCCAGCAUGUCAUUAGCAAGCUUGGGGUCAGGUUCCAGCUCUCCCAUUCCAAUCCAGCAGCAGCCCAGACUCACCCACACAGACAAUGUAUCUACACCAACUACUUGCAGUGAUGAUGAUGUGGCUUCAUUGUCAGCUAAAUUUGCUGAAAUGUAUCCAUCGGAUGACAACAAUACCGAGGUAGUGAAGAAGAGGUCUGAUGCCCGGGGGGAACCUGCCGGCUUCUUCAUCAGCAGUUCGAUCCUGGCUGUGCCAUCCUGUUACAGCCCCCACUACAAAGGGCAGGGUAGCAAGAAAGGUGGCUAUGACCCAAGGCAGAAAGGCAGGGAAAAGAGUGCAGACAAAGACAAUUGCUCUGAGCACAGCUCCAACACCAGCACCAGCAGCUGCACCUGCACCUGCACCUAUGCUGGUCAGAAGGAAGGCAAGUUUUGUGACUACUGCUGUGAAUUCUUCAAGCGCAACUGGCCUUCAGCUGCACCAAGAGGUAGAAAUUAUGAAGGCAUGAGGGAAAAGCUUCGUUUCCGGCUGGCAAAGAGAAAAGAAGAGCAAUCGAAGAAAACAGAUCAGCUCUCUGAACAGGAGAGUGGGGUGGAUCAUCGCACAGUGGAGGACUUGCUGCAGUUCAUAGACAGUUCAGAUACCAAGCCUGUGAGCAGCACACGGGCAGCCAAGAGGGCAAGACAAAAACAAAAGAAGCUGGAGGAGAAAGCUCACCUUGAAGCAGAGGCCAAGGCCCGGGAACAAGAGCACCUCCAAGAGGAGCAGAGGCAACAGGAGCAGAAACAACAGGAGGAAAUGAAGGAGCAGCUUCCAGAGGAGUUUCAGCAGCCCCAAGUUGUGAGAAAGAAGGAGAAACUAAGAAAAGACUUUCCCAAGUUGGACAUGCCUGGUGGAAAUUUCAGGGCAGCAACCAAGUAUGUAUCUGUCUCUGCACACAUACACAGUGGUUCCCUAGAGCAAACUGAAGAACCAAAAACCUCUUCUCACUCACCUUCCAGACACUCAGCCCACACAGGGUCAGGGGCUCAUGGGGAUUCCAAGUUUGUCCUGACAAAGGAGGUUAGUGGGAAGCAGCAGGAGCCCUUCUCUUUUCUCCUAGACACAAAGCAUCACCACAAGGAGGCGACUGGCAAACAAAAGCCAAAACAAGCAUGGAAGGCCAGCAGCGAGCCAAGGAGGAAGCCUGCGGAGUUCUCUGGAGCCGCAGAGGUCCAGCCCAGAUCCCAGACCCAGACUGAGCCAAAGACUAAAGAGCUUGAUCUCACUUCGAUGUCGGAGCAGCAGAGAAAGGAGAGAAAAAUCAACAGAAACAGUAACAAGAAACAGCCGGACCAGGUCAAAGCAGGGAAGGCAAGCUCAGGCCCCACUGAGCCCACCUGCCCUAGUAAGCAGGUAUACCACAGCAAGCAGGUGUUGGCAGACACCCCUCAGCCCAAGGGCAAGAGCAAGAAAAACAGGAAGAAGAAGGGAGACGGAGAUGGAGAUGACACCUCGCUCGAAGAUGUCUUUAUGCCUAAAGACAUUGACCUAGACAACGUGGAGAUGGAUGAGACAGAGAGGGAAGUGGAGUAUUUCAAAAGAUUCUGCUUGGAUUCCACCAGACAGACCCGACAAAGACUGUCCAUAGACUGGUCCAAUUUUAGCUUGAAAAAACCACCUUUUCUGCCCACUGAAUGA
Molecule: messenger RNA, 3111 nt
Organism: Myotis brandtii (Brandt's bat)
Lineage: Eukaryota; Metazoa; Chordata; Mammalia; Chiroptera; Vespertilionidae
Product: protein FAM193A-like
Exons: 2
Coding region: 1-3111 (1036 amino acids)
Source: RefSeq, a predicted model, not a curated record